GUUGCUGUCAUGUACAUUAAUUUUCACCUUUACAGUAUGCUUUCUUGGACAGCAUAUCACAUUUGCAUUACAAGAUGUAACGACUGAUUUGUUUGGUUCGGAAAAUGUUGGCACAGUGGCUGCGUUUGGGGACUUUAACUCGGACAAACAAACAGACAUCUUCAUCAUUAAACGACAAACUGAACUGUCAAUUUUUUUGGCUGAUCUUAAAGCUCCUUAUUUCAAGCCCAAAGUCACUCUGUCAGAAAACGAUUUACCAAGUGACAUGGUGAUUAGUAGUGUAGUCCCAGGUGAUUAUGAUGGAGAUUCUCAGAUGGAUGUUCUUCUCACUGGUCAGCCUAAGGGCAUUGACAGCCAACAGACGAGUGUAUUCAUUUUCUGGGGAAAUAACCAAACACUUGAGAAAAAUGGAAGGUCUGAUCUCAACAGGACAUUUAAGGAUCAGCCCUUAAUAAUGGACUUCAAUGGGGAUAUGAUUCCAGAUAUUUUUGGAGUUGUUGGUGAUUUAACAGAGGUUUGCUAUCUAACAGACAGGAAAGAAAAAUGUGAGAAAGCCCUGGACUCCAAUGCAGAGAUCCGUGUUCCUCACUCUAACGCUUUCAUUGACCUUAAUAAGGACUUUACUGCUGAUUUGUUUCUCACCACUGUGCAGAACAAAUUUGAAACCUGGAUCAAUAAGGAUGGAAAUUUCAGCAAAACCAUAGAGAGAAAACUACCUGAGAGUGCUCAGACUGUGGGCCAGUCUGCUUUUGUAGACUUUGACGGAGACGGUUUCCAGGACCACCUCCUUCCGGCGUGUAUGGACAAGACAUGUCAGAGGAGUGUCAUCUACCUGAACAAGCCUGGGGAAACUGAGUGGGUGCCAAUACUGACAGACUUCCAGAGGAAGGACACCCUGUGGGGCUUUGUUCCCCCUAAAGAGAGCCCUACCUCUGGGGAACUCAAUGUCCCUAUCACCCUACACCUGGGAGACUAUAACCUGGACGGCUUCCCUGAUGCUCUAGCAAUACUUCGCAACACCAGCACAACUGACCAGCAGCAAGCCUUCCUGUUGGAAAAUGUGCCCUGUAACAACGCCAGUUGUCGUGAUGUGGGAAGAAUGUUCCGGGUACACUGGGACCAGACUGACCUGAGCUCCAUCCCCAGGGCCGUUGUGGCAACCUUCUUUGACAUCUACGAGGAUGGGAUAUUAGAUAUGAUGGUCCUCAGUAAAGCACACGGGAAAGAAGACCUCAUCAUCCACGCUUUGAAGAAUAACUUUGAAGCUGAUGCGUACUUUGUGAAAGUGAUUGUGCUCAGUGGCCUCUGCUUCAAUGACUGUCCAGAAAAAGUCAAGCCGUUUGGCGUGAACCAGCCUGGCCCUUACGUCAUGUACACCACUGUCGACUCAAACGGUUAUCUUAAGAACGCUUCUGCUGGUCAGCUCAGUCAGUCAGCCCAUCUCUCUCUCCAGUUGCCCUACACAGUGUUGGGUCUGGGACGCAGCGCCAACUUCCUGGACCACCUCUAUGUGGGCAUACCCCGGCCCCCUGGAGACAAGGAAAUAAGGAAGCAGGAAUGGACUGCCAUCAUUCCAAACUCUCAACUCAUCGUCAUACCCUCCCCUCACAAUGAGCCUCGCAGCUGGAGUGCUAAGUUGUACCUGACUCCCAGUAAUAUAGUUCUGCUGACGGCAAUAGCGUUGAUUGGUGUGUGUGUCUUUAUCCUUAUUAUUAUCGGCAUCCUUCACUGGCAGGAAAAGAAAGCAGAUGAUCGAGAGAAGAGACAGGAGGCCCACCGUUUUCACUUCGACGCCAUGUGAGGGAUCAAGGCACACAUCAUGGGAAAUCUCUACAACGCAUGUCCUGCACUCUUAUUUAAGUCUCCCGUUUAUUUAAGAAUUUAUUUGAGCACUGCAUCCAUGUACAGUAGGUACUGAAAUUUUGUCUGUAAAGAACAUCAGGUCAUUUCAUACAAUUAAAAAAAAAGAAAGAAAGGAAAAAAAAAAAACAUUUGCAGUCUCGUCACUGGGUAGGCUUGUACGUAGUUCUGUGGGUUGAUGAUAUUAUGAUUUUUUUUCAUGAUAUUAUGACUUUUUUUAUUUUCUUCUUUAUGUGCACACAGGAGAAUGAAAAUCCAGCAAGACUGGUAUGAGCCUAGAUUUAAAGACAUUUCUGUGCCAUUGUCUGACCUGUAAAUUCACUCUGAGCUUGAGUUGUGUUAAAUGUGUAUUUCGUUUUUUGUCACUGCUGAGUCGUCAGCCAUAAAAUGUAAAUGCCAACCAAAACUUCACACACUUUUAGUACAAACAUUGUGUCUUUACCUGCCAUUUGAGUUCUCUUCUGGAAGUUUUUUUCAUUGGUUUAGAGUAGAAAUUUGUGAGACUACUGUGGUGGAUUUUUUUUUUUCUUUUUCAAAUUCACUGUUUGGCUGACGUGGAUCCUGAACAAACUCUAGACCUAAAUGCGUUCAUGUCUUUCGUGGUCCAUUGUUUACUAAUAGUCAUUAAUGCACAUAGACCAUGUUGGUCACCUGCACAUACUUCAGCAUUCCCACAUGCUUUGUAAAUUUUUCUCACCUACGCUCUUUUCAUUGCUGUUUUUGUCUAUCAUGGUCAUGUUGGCUUUUACCAACACAAUGUCCCUGUUGCUCUGUUUGUAGAGGAGCCCUAAACACUGGAUUGUCUUGUUGAUCUGACAAAAGUGCCAUUGCUUACCCGCACUAGUGAAGUGUUACGAAUAGAAAGUAUUCUCUCUGAAUUUCUGCUUUUUUUCCUCUACAGAUCAUUUAUGCAUGAUCUUCCAAAUUAAGUGUAAUUAACAAAUAAUGCCGCUCCUAACCAAUCCAUCUG
Chanos chanos (milkfish) is the source of this 2830-nucleotide messenger RNA. It is a transcript of the gene itfg1, whose product is annotated as integrin alpha FG-GAP repeat containing 1. Gene Ontology annotation, cellular component: plasma membrane. The transcript is spliced from 18 exons. Bases 266 to 1801 code for a protein of 511 amino acids. Lineage: Eukaryota; Metazoa; Chordata; Actinopteri; Gonorynchiformes; Chanidae. The record is from RefSeq and is a predicted model, not a curated record.